This is a messenger RNA of Symsagittifera roscoffensis, 1049 nucleotides long. RefSeq names its product clotting factor G beta subunit-like. Gene Ontology annotation, biological process: proteolysis. Bases 18 to 881 code for a protein of 287 amino acids. The record is from RefSeq and is a predicted model, not a curated record. NCBI's taxonomy places the organism in Eukaryota, Metazoa, Xenacoelomorpha, Acoela, Convolutidae. Gene Ontology annotation, molecular function: serine-type endopeptidase activity. The transcript has 5 exons.
UUCUGAUCAAUGUCUGUAUGGUGAGCCUUUGGGCAUCAGAACAAAAUGGAAGAAGAGUAUGUGAUGGAUGUGUUCCAAACAGCAAGCGAGACUUCUUCGUGAAAGUGGAUGUCCACUACAGAAACCAUACGUUCAAUACAAAUGAUCAAGCGCGCUGUGGUGGCACAAUCAUUUCAAGACACACUGUGAUCACGGCUGCCCAUUGUGUUGUUAUAAAAGACUCUACUGUUACGCGCAUUGAAAUAAAUUACAAAGAUUUCACGACGCGCAUAGAUUCUUCGUUGUUUUUCGACAAGAAGGCCGGACUUGCUAUCACAAAAUCAGGAACUGAAAAUGACUUCCAAAAACAUCUGAUAGUACAUCCCGGAUACAAUGAAAGACUUCAUUUCCUCUACGAUAUUGCGCUCAUCAACUUCCAGCCAGAGAAAUUUCAACAGGAGAGCGUACUGCCACUAUGUAAGGCAAAAGAUAUACACACCCAUAUGCGAAUUCUAGGCUUAUUUAAGAAAAUAAAGGGGCAACCACCAGCAGAUCUAAUCCAAAAAGGCAGAAAGUUCUUGGAAGGCAAAAAAACCAGCUUAGUUCAAGAAAAAGAAGUACACGAGUCCGUGGAUAAUGUGUCGUGCAACCCGAAACUAGGCCUCACUAAUUUUUACAAGCCUGCGCUUCACCUGUGUCUUCAUGGACCCAAUACACAUUACGGUGACUCAGGCGGCCCUGUCUUCUCAGCAGAGCCAUACCCUGGAAAGAAAGGAGAGUAUAAGUACAAACCAGUGUGCUUGUUUGGAGUGCUGAGUGGUGUUACUCUUCUCGGCAACGAGUUGGCUACUCGGGUCUCCGCUACCAGCGACUGGAUUGAAGAAAACAUGAAAACCAACUGAAACUAAGAUUUACUCCUUACAUUUAAACUAUUUUUGUUGCGAUCAAACUAUUACUCACCGAACGCCAGAGUGUCAUAAUGCGCUAAAAAACUACAAGUAACGGUUAUGAAAGCCCACCAAAAUUCUUGCUAAAUGCUCAUUCUCAAGGCCACGUAUCUCAGCACUCGA